UUAAUCAGCCAGCCACAAUCGAGGUGCAAAUUUAACUUUUUCAAUAAGUGAUAUGUUAUUGACAUAAAAUCAAUGUAAGUGAACCAUUCCUCCGUUCGCUGCGUUAAAAGAUUUGUGUUUUUGUGCGAAUAGAAAAUCCAUUUUUCACUGUCGACAUUGGUUAUCACAUUCCGUCAAAACAAUGGAGGACCUCCAACUGCAGAAGGCAAAUCCAUUGGAUUUAAAAAUCAAUGCUCUAAUUGAGAAAGUGUUUUUAAUAACACUUCAAAAAACGCCACCCAAAAAUCAACACGGCCGUGCACGACCGCAGCUAGUCUACAUGGAAGAAGUGGCAGCUCAGUGCCCGGACGGCGAGUGUCUACUCACGGUGGAUCUGCUUGAGCAGGCUCUGUUCGAGCGGAUAAUCCUGUUUAACCCAUCAGAGUAUCUCAUACCGAGUAACGUAACCGACGGGGAAACCGAAACCGUGGCCCAGACUAAGGUGAUGCUGUACCUUUUCGGAUGCUUCCACCGCAGCGAACAGUCUGCCGAUCCCAAUGACUGCGUAGUUAGCGAAACCCGUCAGAAGAUGAAAGCGUUGAUUUUACGAAAUGCGUGCACCUCGCUUAAGCAACCGGAACUGUUCGAAGGGCAGAAUUUGUCCAAUCAGCUGCUCGACAUUUUCAAGCUCUCGGACGACGACCAGCCAGCGAAGGCACAGUUCGUUUCGGAGACCGUAAAGGAAAUCUUUGCCGAUUCCGAAAGCGAGCAGGAAGGCUUUUUGGUGCUGCGGAGUAUAUUUUCACCGAUGUUUACGGAGGUGAUGCGAUCGUUGAGGACGGCUUCGCUGAUUAGCAUGGAACGUUGGAUCGUUCCUUUUCUGGAGGUUUUCAUCAGCGACAAAAGCAAUCCCCGGUUGGCACAUGUGCUGCUGAAUUUUACCACUCCACCGGAGGGUGCAGACGGUAUCAAAUAUUCCGAGUCUUUACUAGGUCAACUGUUGUCCCUGUCGAUUAUGCCCCGCAAUCAGAACGGACCAUAUGAAUUCUUUGAAAACCCGUUGACUACGAAUCGUUCGGCUUACGAUAGUCUGUCGGCGUCAUUGUGGAACUACACUAAACUGCACCUGGAACUGAUGCAUCGAUUCAUCAAAGGUUUCCUGCUGCUCGGGGGAGAUGUCCGUAGUAAAAUUUUGGAUUGGAUUGGAAAAUGUUUGCAUGCCAAUGUUCCGCGUGGACAGAUUUGGAAUACUCAUCAAGUUCAGAAUAUAUUCGGCAAUAUGUCUACGGCCCCGGAUUCGUUCAGCAUUAAUCUAGCUGGAGUGCUGCUUCGUCUGUGUCAGCCUUUGCUGAAACCUACAUUGAAGGUGCUAAUUGUUGAUCCCACGUACUGUGCCGUAAAACAGCAGGACAAAGAAGCUAAGGGUGUUCAUAUGCUAGAUACCGAAAAGGAAACCUGUCUACUGCCAGUGGAUGAAAACGAAAUUCGUCUGGAAGCGGAUAAGUACAACUUCGUAACGGAAUGUUUCUUCAUGACACACAAAGCGAUCGAUCUCGGGUUUCGCGUUUGCAUUGAGAAGUUUUUCCGCAUGAAUCGAGAGCUCCACCGAUUACAGGGAGCCUAUCAGGAUACCCUAGCUGGGGGUGGCCUGGCCGGUGGUGGAGCGGACGUCGCGAACAACAUCAUGCAAAUGUUGUCCGGUCAAACGCAACAGUUUUUGUGUUUACAGAAUUUACUGCGUGAACCUACGACCGAUCAGUUGCUGCUGCAAUUCUACGAAGCUUCCGCCAUUUGGUUAACCCAGCUGGCCGCUCGAGAAGCCGGCCGGAUCGAUUCGUUGGAUAAGUCGAAAGGGUUUGCUCCGCAAACCGUAGAAGACGUGAAAUUGCCUCUAACCAAUGGAAUAUCUAAAGUUUUAAAAUGCGUCCCGGAGUACAUCAUGGAAAACAUAGUCGGCUAUCUGCAAUUUUCCCGUCACUUCGACAGUCAACCGCUUCGGGUUGAUGUCGAAGCGCAGAAUAACAUUUUCACAAUGACGCUGGUUUUCAUGGGUUGUUCGGAACGUAUUCGGAAUCCGCAUCUGCGUGCUCGGCUAGCCGAGGGACUGGAAAGUUUGUUGCCUAAGGAAUCCGAAUCCGGUGGGUUCAGUUUCAGUGCAGCCCUGUUCUCCAAUCAUCCACAUCGGUUGGAAAUCAUUCCUAACUUACUGCAAGUCUUUGUCAGCAUAGAAAUGACUGGCCAAAGUGUGCAGUUUGAACAAAAGUUUAAUUACCGUCGACCGAUGUAUGCCAUAAUGGACUACUUGUGGAAGAUGGAUGAACAGAAGCACUGUUUCCGCAAUUUGGAACAGGAAGCCAUCCGAAAUAUUGAAGCCGAAGAUCCACCAAUUUUCCUACGCUUCAUUAAUUUGCUGAUUAAUGAUGCUAUAUUUUUGCUCGAUGAAUCACUGAGUAAUUUACAGCAAAUCCGGCAGUCACAAGCCGCUCAAGAUGCUGGCGAAUGGACUAGUUUGCCAGCAGCUGAACGUCAGCAAAACGUUUCCAAUCUGCGCCAUCUAGGAAUGUUAGCCCGUUUCGAUAAUAUUUUGGGUCGGGAUACUAUCAACAUCCUGCAGCUACUGACGUCGGAGACAAAAAGCAUUUUCUGUCAUUCGUCUAUGGUCGACCGAGUAGCGGCCAUGCUCAAUUAUUUCCUGUUAAAUUUAACCGGUCCCAAGAAGGGCAACUUUAAAGUAAAAGACAAAAGAGAAUUUGAGUUCGACCCUGCCAACACUGUACUGGAAAUCUGCAGGAUUUACGUAAACCUACAGGAAUGUGAUGCAUUCUGUCUGGCAGUUUCUCAGGAUGGUCGUUCGUACAGUCCGCAGCUAUUUGAAUAUGCUGAACAAGUCCUAACUCGCAUCGGCGGUGGGCAGCUGAUCGGUGAAAUCCAGGAACUAUCCGCCCGAGUUCAGAAACUGGAAGCACAGCAAAAGAUCGACGAGGAGGCACUGAUCGAUCCGCCGGAGGAAUUCCUCGACCCGAUUAUGUCGUCCCUGAUGACCGAUCCGGUGAUUCUGCCCAGCUCGCGGAAUACCGUCGACCGCUCAACCAUCGCUCGGCAUCUGCUGUCGGAUCAAUCGGAUCCCUUCAAUCGGUCUCCGCUCACGAUGGACCAGGUCAAGCGGAACGUCGACCUGAAGGAGCGAAUCGACAAAUGGAUCCGCGAGAAACGAGCCGAACAUGCUGCCAAAACUGCGUCCAUUUCCGAGUGAACUAUGCACUGGUGAGAAGGUAAGGUUUCUUUUUCGUACUAUCUAUUUAUCUUUCUUCGAGCAAACGGUACAUUCGAAGCACACUUUUCAAAGAAGUCGGUGGGCUUACUGGCUUUAGCUGGCAUAUGUGUAAUAUAUCUACUAUUAGUAGGAUGAUUCAUUUUUUAAUUAUGGUUAGGAGCAUUAUAUUUCACUAGAGAAUAGAUAACUAGAUUAUUUUAGAGCAAUAAAUAAAACUA
Sabethes cyaneus is the source of this 3471-nucleotide messenger RNA. It is a transcript of the gene Ube4A, whose product is annotated as ubiquitin conjugation factor E4 A. The transcript has 4 exons. Gene Ontology annotation, cellular component: ubiquitin ligase complex; nucleus; cytoplasm. The record is from RefSeq and is a predicted model, not a curated record. NCBI's taxonomy places the organism in Eukaryota, Metazoa, Arthropoda, Insecta, Diptera, Culicidae. Gene Ontology annotation, molecular function: ubiquitin-ubiquitin ligase activity. The coding region runs from base 182 to 3232 and encodes 1016 amino acids. Gene Ontology annotation, biological process: protein polyubiquitination.